This is a messenger RNA of Sorghum bicolor (sorghum), 2721 nucleotides long. RefSeq names its product pentatricopeptide repeat-containing protein At2g03380, mitochondrial. Bases 1 to 2052 code for a protein of 683 amino acids. The record is from RefSeq and is a predicted model, not a curated record. The transcript has a single exon. NCBI's taxonomy places the organism in Eukaryota, Viridiplantae, Streptophyta, Magnoliopsida, Poales, Poaceae. Gene Ontology annotation, biological process: RNA modification. Gene Ontology annotation, molecular function: protein binding; RNA binding.
AUGCAUAACCCAGCCCACGUACUGUUUGCCUCUGCCGCCGACGCCGCCGCGCUCUGCGUCCAAAACCUGGCGCGUGCACUCUCCGCCGGCGAUCUCCUACGUCUCCUCCCUUCAUGCGGCACCCUCCCCUCCCUCCGCGUCCUCCACGCGCGCCUCCUCACACACACCCAGGGCCUCCUCCUUGGCAGCCUCCGCGCAAGGACCAAGCUGCUCAGCUGCUAUGCGGCACUGGGCGACCUCGCCUCCGCGCGGAUGGUGUUCGACGGCACCCCACGCCCGGACGCGUACUCCUACGGGGUCAUGCUCUGGUGUCUGGUCCAAGCGGAGCGCCACGCAGAAGCUGUCGCGCUGCACCAGGACAUGAGGCGGCGGCGCCCCUGCCCCGAGGCGCAGGACGACUUCGUGCUGUCGCUCGCGCUCAAGGCCUGUAUCAGGUCCGCGGAUUACGGGUACGGUACGAGGCUGCACUGCGACGCCGUCAAAGUCGGCGGCGCGGACGGUUUCGUGAUGAACAGCUUGGUUGACAUGUACGCGAAAGCUGGGGACUUGGAAUGCGCCCGGAAGGUGUUUGAGAGAAUUCCCGGACGAAAUGUGGUGUCGUGGACCUCGAUGCUCAGCGGGUGCGUUCAGAAUGGUUUUGCUGCAGAUGGACUCCUUCUGUUCAACAAGAUGAGGCAGGACAAUGUGCCUCCCAGUGAGUACACCAUAGCAACUGUUAUCACAGCUUGUUCUGCACUCAUUGGUCUGCACCAAGGGAGGUGGAUGCAUGGAUCAGUGAUCAAACAAGGCUUAAUGUCUAACUCAUUUAUCAGUGCAGCCUUGCUGGAUAUGUAUGUCAAGUGUGGGGAGCUAGAGGAUGCUCAGUGUGUGUUUGAUGAGCUCAGCUACAUUGACCUUGUUCUUUGGACGACGAUGAUUGUGGGGUACACACAGAAUGGGAACCCUCUUGAUGCAUUACGGCUGUUUCUUGACAAGAAGUUUGCAAACAUUGUUCCGAAUUCAGUUACCAUAGCAACAGUUCUUUCAGCUUCUGCUCAAUUACGUGACUUGUCUCUAGGAAGGUCUAUUCAUGGGAUAGCUGUUAAGUUAGGUCUGGUUGAGUAUACUGUGGUGGUGAAUGCGUUAGUUGACAUGUACGCGAAGUGUCAAGCUGUGUCAGAGGCCAAUAGAAUAUUUGGAAGCAUUUCAAACAAGGAUGUUGUUGCAUGGAAUUCAAUGUUAUCAGGUUAUGCUGAGAAUAACAUGUGCAAUGAUGCUCUGAUGCUCUUCAAACAAAUGAGUCUGAAGGGCCCUUCACCUGAUGCCAUCUCUGUGGUGCAUGCCCUGUCAGCUUCUGUUUGUCUGGGUGAUCUACUUAUUGGUAAAUCCUUCCAUGGUUAUGCUGUUAAGCAUGCAUUUCUGUCCAAUAUUUAUGUCAGCACUGCUCUGCUGAAUCUGUACAACAAGUGUGGCGAUCUCCCAUCUGCUCGUAGGGUGUUCGAUGAGAUGAAUGACCGUAAUUCUGUGACUUGGUGUGCUAUGAUUGGUGGUUAUGGAAUGCAAGGCGAUUCUGCAGGUUCCAUUGAUCUUUUCGGUGAAAUGCUGAAAGAUGGUGUCCACCCAAAUGAUGUAGCAUUCACAAGCAUCUUAUCCACUUGCAGCCAUACUGGGAUGGUUACUGCAGCGAAAAGGUAUUUUGAUAGCAUGGCACAACAUUUCAACAUCACACCUUCCAUGAAACAUUACGCUUGUAUGGUCGAUGUGCUAGCCCGUGCAGGAAAUCUAGAGGAGGCAUUGGAGUUUAUAGAUAAUAUGCCAAUGCAAGCAGACACUAGUGUCUGGGGAGCGUUUCUCCAUGGAUGUGAGCUCCACUCAAGGUUACAGUUUGGAGAAGAAGCUAUCAAGAGGAUGAUGGUGCUUCAUCCUGAAAGACCAGAUUUAUAUGUGCUGAUAUCAAACCUGUAUACCUCAAAUGGAAUGUGGGAAAAAUCUCAAGCUAUCCGGAGAUGGAUGCAGGAGAAAGGACUAGUCAAGUUACCUGGGUACAGCUCCAUUGGUCGUGAAAAUGGAUGACUGAACUGAACAGAACAGAAAAGUUUCUCCUUUUCACAUUGUAUGGCAGUGGAAACAGGAUGUGUAGAAUUUUUCGAUAUGCCAAUUUGUUAUGGUAGUAAAAAGUGAAAGCAACCAAUGAGGCCGAGUGAGAUUAGGAUAGUAGCAACACUAUCUCUGGAGUUUUAUAUCCAGUUGCAGCGAACAGAUUGUUCGUUCCUUUUAGCAUGAUUCUUGAAGAGGUGCAGCCAACAGAUAGGCUAUGCUAAGUGCUUUCAAUUGCUGCAGCAUUUCAGCCUUCAUUUUGCAGCAUUGUUUAUGGUGAAGUCGUGGUGAAUUAAACUGUGCUAGGCUUGUUUGUCUUGAGCUGACCACAAUCUCAAUUCACAGGCAACGGCCAUAUCAAAAUUUCACUACUAAUGUUACUGAUGCUGUAUGCGCGAGGCUAUACUCAUGUGACCUUGCUAAGAACCUUCAGUGACCUACAGAGGAUACUGGAAUGUCUCAGUCAUAUGCUGAACGCCAUCUAGGUUGAGCUCGCAGCCAAGCACUGGCAGUCUGUAAUUAGGUAGGAACAACACCCAAAGUACUUCAAAGUUAUUUCUCUUUCUUACUUGUCAUUUGACGAAGCAUGUUUAUCACUCGUCUCUCUUAAUUCUUCGUCACCCAAAUUACUUAAUCUUUUUUUCA